AUGAAACCUGAAGAAAUUCUCCCUGAACUCUUACUGAAUAACACAACAUAUAAAAUUUCAGCAGGAAGAAGGGCUAAAGCCGAUGCCAUUAUACGAGCACAAUUUACAUGCAGGAGAGGCUGUCCAAAAAAGGAAUAUUUAAGAUGCAAGCUAAUUAGAGGACACAAAAGACUUAUGAGACAAAUUAAGAAAAAUAUUAAGCCAGAAAAAACACUGAAUAAAUUUGAUUCAAAUAAUCAAGUUGGUAGAGAAAACUGAAAUCUACUGGUUCAAUGCAGCAUUGAAUCUAGAGCCGAAAUCGAAGCAUGAAGCAAAACUGAAGCGGGACCACUGACUGAUGGAAAAACCAUAAUAAUAAAAUGGCUAUGCAUGAAAAUGGUUUGCUCUGUAACUUUCCUCGUCCGCAAAUUUUAUUAUAAUCCUUUGGCUAAAUUUCUUAUAGCAGUUAUACGAUCCAUUUUCAUAUGAAAUUUCAAAUUAUGAUUUGCUGCACUAAAAUCUGCGUUUUGAAACGUAUAUUUAGUUUCCACAUACAAAAUUCAAAAUGGCAUGCAUAUGCAUGAUAAGAAAUAAAUGAUUAUAGGAUUGGCUUAUCUGGAGCACCUUUAUCUACAAUACCAAAUAUGGCUUAUCGAAUAGGGUAAGACACUUGCCCAGAAUUUUUAGGGCGCAUAGGAAUUUUGCCUCUUCAUACACCGAGGAGGGGACCUUAGAUGGAGCACGCGCAGGAGUCAAGUGUGGAGUGAGACCAGCACGACCAGUGAAGGCUUUCUAGCCCUUUGGUGGUUCCUCUGGAAUUCUUGCCGGACAAGAUAGCCAUCGGCAUCACCAACUUGGAGUUAAAAGGUAGGCUUUGAUAUUAACCCCUGCGGAAGAGAGUAUCACCUUAAAAUUUUGAGUAAUCUAAUUCUUAAUUAACUGACGGGAAAAGCAAAAGAAAAGACAAUGCUGAUGAUACCUGCAAGUCUUUUAACAUGAAAUUCUGUCAGUGAUAUUUCAGUCCUCUCCCAAUCAGAAAAUCUUAUUAUUACUACACAGAAUUAUUAUUCGCAGAGUUUAGUCCAGAAAUUCUAAAUGAUAAGUUUGAGUUUAAUUGCUGCAAUGAAGAUCAGCACAGUUUGGAAUGCUAUCAAAAAUGAGCACAUAUGAAAAAGUAUAUUAAUACGUUUUUGAUUGAAGAUCUGGAGCUCGAACCGUGGUUUCCUGACCGCCAGGUUGUGCCAAGGCUUCCAAAUAUUUUAGAGGGAAAUAUGUUUGAAUUAAUAUACAAUCAAAUUAAAUCGCUUUCAAAGCAAGAGAAUUCUGAUACUGCAAUUUCUGAUGAAGCUAAAACCAUUUUUACACAAGAUAUAUCAACUGUUGAAGAAGUCAAGCAAGCUUCUUCUAACAUCCCUUAGUGAGUAAGCAAUAUAUGGGGAAGGAAAAUCAGAUGAUUGGAAAAUUAAUAUCGCCCCAUACCCCUAUACUAGAUUUGUUUAUCGAGCAAAAUGUAAAUGGAUUGUUGAAAGACCAAGUCAAACUCUCUCAAAGGGAUGAUGGAUCUUAUAAAAGUGAGAGUUAAAAUUGGAAUACUAAAAAUGGUUGGCAAGUGUGAAAAAAAGCUGAUAAGCAAAACGCAAUUUUUAAAACGUAUUAUUAAAUUAAUUUUAGAUUUAAGAUACCUUUUAGACUGGAGAUGAUAGAUAUCAAACAUUAUUAUGAGUCAUUAAGAACGACCAGCAUUUAAUAUAAACUUUGGUUUUGAUAGAGCAAAUGAUCAUAAAGAAAUUUGGUAUUGUUUAUUAAAAAUUGCAAUAAUAAUUUUUUUAAAUUAUUGAAAAUUACACUCCUUAUCAAGUAAAAAAAAUUGCUCUAUAAUUGAGAAAGGAGUGAGGGAUCUGCUUUUAAGCAUUAUAAAGCGAUAAUAUAG
Molecule: messenger RNA, 1909 nt
Organism: Blepharisma stoltei
Lineage: Eukaryota; Ciliophora; Heterotrichea; Heterotrichida; Blepharismidae
Source: the annotation of a GenBank genome assembly